GAUGUCAUUCACAGACUGGUGCAAGAACUUCACUGAUGCAGACGUUUGCCGUAUAAUGAACACCUCACUGAUCAGCAUCCAUAAGACCUGGAAUAAGGAAGUGAACUUUGGGAAAUGGACUCGAAACAACGACCCCCUGCUGAACCGCUGCGGUGGCUGUACCAACCACAGGCAGACAUUUCUGCAGAACCCACAGUACUUGUUUGAUGUCACCAAAGAAUCUGACGAGGUCCUGAUCUUGCUGCAGCAGAAAGACAGAAAGAUCUACAGGAAAGAAGGUCAAGGAGACAAUCUAAGCAUCGGCUUCAACGUCUUAAAGGUAGAGGUGAACAGGAAGUAUCGUCUGCACGACUUGGUGACGCAACAACUUCUGCAUACCUCCACCUACAUCGACGCUCGGACGGUGUUCAUGAGAUGUGAGCUGCCACAGGGCCGAUAUGUCGUCAUGCCGACCACCUUCAAGCCUUUCAUAGAAGGAGAGUUCAUGCUCCGACUUUACACGGACGUGGACUCCGGCUGCCGCCUCGGCAUCACAGUGGCGGACGAUGGAGAGUUUUGGAUGUCAUUCACAGACUGGUGCAAGAACUUCACUGAUGUGGAUAUUUGCCAUCUAGUGAACACCUCACUGAUCAGCAUUCAUAAGAACUGGGAUGAGGAAGUGAAGUUUGGGAAAUGGACUCGAAACAGCGACCACCUGCUGAACCGCUGCGGUGGCUGUACCAACCACAAGCAGACAUUUCUGCAGAACCCACAGUACUUGUUUGAUGUCACCAAAGAAUCUGACGAGGUCCUGAUCUCACUGCAGCAGAAAGACAGAAGGAUCUACAGGAAAGAAGGUCAAGGAGACAAUCUAAUCAUCGGCUUCACCGUCUUAAAGGUGGAGGUGAAUCGGAAGUAUCGUCUGCACAAACUUGUGACGCAAAAAGAAAUGAAUGAUUUCAACCACACCAACAUUCGGACGGUGUUCAACAGAAUCGAGCUGCCACAGGGCCGAUAUGUCAUCAUCCCUUCCACGUUCGAGCCUUUCAUAGAAGGAGAGUUCAUGCUCCGACUUUACACGGACGUGGACUCCGGCUGCCGGGAGCUAGUGCAGGACAAACCACAGACUAAAUGUUGGACUCCGCUCUCUGAAUAUCCUCAAGUUGUUACCCACAUAUAUGUGAAGAAAGCUGAGAUCGGUCAGCAAGGAGACCAGGCAGAGGGCAUAAACCCAUAUGUGAAGAUUUCCUGCGAGGACCAAUCAGUGAAGUCCACCACCAAGAAGAACUCUUUGACGCCGGUUUUUGAAUUUAGCGCCAUUUUCUACAGGAAGAAGGUCACAGAGCCCCUAAUAGUGCAGUUGUGGAGCGAUGACCUUGAAUUGGACAAAUUUUUGGGAGAAGUCGUGCUGCCAGGGAGGCCUGAUGACGUCUCUCACUCUCAGCACCUCCAGCUGGAGAAUAAAGGCAGUAAGACGGCGGACAACAUGCCCGGCAAAAUCAUCCUAAUGAUUGAGACUUCAAACGAGCUGACGGCCUUAUAAUGAAACGGUGCCUUCUUCAAUAUUUAACCCUUUCAUGCAUGAAUGAUGAUCCCUUGCGUCAGAAUUUUUCU
This is a messenger RNA of Poecilia reticulata (guppy), 1593 nucleotides long. Lineage: Eukaryota; Metazoa; Chordata; Actinopteri; Cyprinodontiformes; Poeciliidae. The record is from RefSeq and is a predicted model, not a curated record.